Messenger RNA from Ixodes scapularis (black-legged tick), 725 nucleotides. It is a transcript of the gene mRpS18A, whose product is annotated as 39S ribosomal protein S18a, mitochondrial. Gene Ontology annotation, molecular function: structural constituent of ribosome; small ribosomal subunit rRNA binding. The record is from RefSeq and is a predicted model, not a curated record. Lineage: Eukaryota; Metazoa; Arthropoda; Arachnida; Ixodida; Ixodidae. Gene Ontology annotation, cellular component: mitochondrial small ribosomal subunit; ribosome. The transcript has 4 exons. The coding region runs from base 56 to 571 and encodes 171 amino acids. Gene Ontology annotation, biological process: mitochondrial translation.
CCGCGGUGUCGGGUCGACACCGGUUGACACAUCGAACGCACUUACUGCUUGUAAAAUGGCGCUACCCAGAGGCUGCAAUGCCGUUUCGCUGCUGUACGCCUGGCGAUCGACGGUGUUUUCCAGAUCGCUACGGACAACGGCGGCAGUGGGAGUCAAAGAAAUCCGGGAGCGGCAGGAGGACGGCGUGACCAUCUACGAGGGCAUCAACGUCGACUCUCCGCGCAAGGGACUCGUCGUCAAGCCACGCCACAACACGUCGGCCUGCCCCCUUUGCAGGGUGGGACUCACCAACCUCAAGUACACGGACGUGCUCAUCCUGAGCCAGUUUGUGGACUCCAAGGGCAACCUGCUGCCAACCUCGGUCACAGGACUGUGCCUGAAGCAGCACAGGCUCGUCGGAAGGCUGGUGUAUGAGGCGCAGAGGACGGGACUGAUGCACAAAGACGAGCACGUGCCAAAGGAGCGUUGGCAGGAGCUCAACAACUACUUUGGACGCACGCGGCUCAAGAUCGACUUCGGCAAGCCCCUCAUCGACAUCGCGGAGUACCUCAAGAAGCCCCCCAAACUUUAGUCGGCGAGUGAGACGACGCCGAGGCCUUUGGUGCAGAGAGACUUUUAUUUCCCGCAGCGCAGUCUUUGCUGUGGGAUAAUGAACCGGCAUCCUUUGUACAUUGUCGCGCGUGAAGUAGGUGACCUUGCAAAUAAAUAAACGGAGAUGAAAACAA